Molecule: messenger RNA, 666 nt
Organism: Lactuca virosa
Lineage: Eukaryota; Viridiplantae; Streptophyta; Magnoliopsida; Asterales; Asteraceae
Source: the annotation of a GenBank genome assembly
AUGCCUCUCCAUCGGGAAGAGUCUUUUGCCUCCAUAUCCGACCAAUUGGCUCAACUCGUUGCCAUAACUAUCGCCAACAACAACCGCCUCGAUGCCAUCAUCGCCAAGUUAACCGAAACCACUACAAUCCUUACUACGACAUUGAUCGUAAGCACAAAUAUGGGGGCUAUCAUGUCACAACCGCCACCACCAUCGUCUCCACCAUCAGUGACAUCCAUAUCACAAUCGUUGCUACUAGCAACACCGACAUCUCCAUCGAUAACACCGCCAACACCACCACCAUCACCAAUCCAAUUGAAGAUAAAACCGUUAUUGCCACCAUCGCCAAAGGUCCCGCUCCAACCGAUAACACCGCCAACACCACCACCGUCACCAAUCCAAUUGAAGAUAAAACCGUUAUUGCCACCAUCGCCAAAGGAACCGCUCCCACAACCGCCAUCGACAACUACCUAUGGACAUAUCCGACAUCUGAAGAUCUUUUUCCGUCAGUUUGACGAAUGUUUCAACACCCUCUUUACUCUAAACAUUUAUUUGUUGGACCUCGAGGACGAGGUCAAUUUUAAGGGCGGAGGAAUUGAUACGUGUCUAGGGUUAUACCCGAGGCCACCUCCAUGGCCCAACUGGAUUGAUAAUAUGGUUCACACGUCGGCAUUACUUUGCAAUUGA